Cuscuta europaea is the source of this 2453-nucleotide messenger RNA. NCBI's taxonomy places the organism in Eukaryota, Viridiplantae, Streptophyta, Magnoliopsida, Solanales, Convolvulaceae. The record is from the annotation of a GenBank genome assembly.
GGAGGAACUUUGCUCUUGUUGGAAGAAAAGAUAUGUAGAUGAAAUCUUUCCAACGUAAGCUUUUCUUGUUAAGGGAGAUGGAGUUGUGAUCUCAAGAAAGCUUGAAGGUUUGAAUGAUGUAAAAGCAAAGAUUGAGCAAAAGUUAUCAUGUAGUUCUUCGAAGAGUAUCUUAUAUACUGGAAGUGGUCUUCCCGUUGGAGUGUAGAAGACAGCUUCAUUAAAUGCUUGUAUUGUUGAUUUGACCGGUUGGUCCUUCGACUUGCUAUUUUGGGGGCGAAAGGAUAUCCACAUGGUCAAUCAUCAGCUUUAAAUAUCUCUCCGUACGUACCGCAUUAAUUGAGCAUUUAAUGCGUGUACAGUACCAUGUUCCGUCGAAGAGGCUCCUAGCCGUUAGGGUAUUUCCCGUUAGUUUCACGUCCGUUGGAGGUUCAUUCGAAUUUCUUGUAUGUAAGGAGCAUUUCUGGUAGAGGUAGUAGAGGGCAACUCUGUUGAUAUCCUGACCUUCUAUCUUUGUUGCUUCUCUGAUCUAACAGAGAUCCUUGAGGUUCUCUGUCCCGUCGAAUAUGCUACAACAUUACACUUAGCAAAAUUCUAAUACAAAAAUUCUAAUGGGGUACUUUAACAUGCUAAUUAAUCCUAGCAUCAUCAAAAUCUAAUUACAAUUAUUCCUUACAAUUCCCCCCUUUUUGAUGAUGCCAAAACCUUUAAACUAUUUCCAGAGAAGUGCCUUUCACCAUAAAAGAGAUAAAGUUAAAACUUUCAUUAAAAAUCUUGGUGGGCAACUUAGCAUAGGAAAAUAGUAAGAGUAAGAUACAAUCAAGAUAAAACAAAGUACUAGAGCAAACAGAAUAACACACAAACAGAACAGAAAGGGUUAGAAAAAAAUAGAUAUAGGAUAAAUAAUGCCAUUCAAACAGAGAGGCGGAGGAGUUAUCCUAUUAUGUAGUCAGAGUACAAGGAUGUUCCUUUACAAAAUUUCCCUUGCUGCUGCAGCCAUUGCUUGAUUAUCCAAAUCUUGUAGUCUUUGCAACUCUUUAUUUACUUCUGCUUUUAUAUCUGUGAGAUUUCCAACAGUUUGAUAGGAGGCCCAGAUGGGAGCAAGUCUGCAGUCCAAGUAGUUGAGAACUCCUUCAUGGACAUUCUUUCCUGCGACAACAUGUUUUUCGUACCAGUAUUCUGCUUCUUCUAAAGAGCCACCACAUCUCUUAAGUUUAGUCUUCAUCUUCUUCAUUUCACAACACGUUACCAACACAAAUCUGCUCAAAACCUUCAAGAAAUCAUCAUCUCCUGCAGCAUGGCAAACAUAAGCAAAAGAGAAUUUGACGUUCUUGAUUUGUCCGGUCAAAAAUAUCUGGAAUGGAAAGUUGAUGUUUUAGCACAUUUAAAGGCUAAUGGUCUUGAAGACACCAUUGAGGCUGAUAAUCAAUCAUCCUCUCAGGAUAAAGCGAAAGCUAUAAUUUUCCUCCGUCAUCAUCUCCAUGAAAGUCUCAAAUCUGAAUAUCUUUUGGUUGAUAACCCAAAAGAAUUAUGGGGCAAUUUACAAGAGAGAUAUGGCCACCAACAAAAGGUACUUUUGCCAAAAGCUCAGUAUGACUGGACCAAUUUAAGAUUCCAGGAUUUUAAAUCAAUCAGUGACUAUAAUUCUGCUAUGUUCCAAAUAACAUCUAAACUAAAGUUAUGUGGACAAAAAGUCACUGAUGCUGAUAUGUUGGAGAAAACCUUUUCUACAAUGCAUAUUUCUAAUAUGCUGCUACAGCAGCAAUAUAGAGAAAAGGGUUUUAAAAAAUACUCCGACUUAAUAUCGGUAUUAUUGGUAGCUGAGCAAAUAAUGACCGUUUGACGAAAAACCACAAUUUGAUACCCACCGGUUCUAGUCCUUCGCUUUAUGGUCCAUCUGGCCAUAAUUUAGCCACUGAAUCAAAUGCAACAUACAGUGGCAGUAGAAGGCAAUUUAAACGUGGGCAUUUUAGUGGUCAUAAUAACAAGCAUCAGCGAGGAUAUAAACGGGUUGACAGACCGAAUUAUAAAGGCAAGGGCAAACAAAAAGCCCAUCAAAUAAAUCACCCUACAAAAACCUCGGUAAAACGACUUGUUAUAAAUGUGGCAUGACGGGGCACUGGGCUAAUAAAUGUCGCACGGCUAAACAUCUUGUGGAGUUAUUUCAAGCUUCCAUGAAUUUGAACAAAGGCAAAAAUAUGGAAGCUAAUUAUGUCAAUGACACAACUCCAUCUUUGCCAAAAUUUGACGUGUCCGAUUUUUUCGCGGAUGAUGCCAUUACGGAUGAUGCUUUUGCCAUAAACCAAAAUGUUACAAAAUAAUAUAGUAGACUCCUUAAGUUGUAUAAUACUAGUUAUAUGUACUUUUUAUUUCUUCCCCUUUUAUUUUGUUUUUAAAUAAAUGUGUGUAAUGCAUGUACUCUUAUGUUAAAUAAUAUGCAUAAUUUGCGAUCAAGC